Messenger RNA from Rasamsonia emersonii CBS 393.64, 579 nucleotides. RefSeq lists its product as uncharacterized. NCBI's taxonomy places the organism in Eukaryota, Fungi, Ascomycota, Eurotiomycetes, Eurotiales, Trichocomaceae. Bases 1 to 579 code for a protein of 192 amino acids. The transcript is spliced from 2 exons. The record is from RefSeq and is a predicted model, not a curated record.
AUGCUGGCGGGGAUUAAUGGGGUGGAAGUGGCGCAGUCGCUGGUUAUUGCAUGCCUGCUGCUCGCCAACGAUGCGCUGUACCUGUCGCCGUUCACGCCAUACCCGCAUCCGGCGAUGGACUCGCAUCUCUUCUCGAUGCAUGGUGUUUGCCGUCGUGGGGAUCCUGGGGCAUUUCAGCAAGACGCUACUGCUGCUGUUCAUCCCGCAGAUGGUCAACUUUCUGUACUCGUGCCCGCAGCUGUUCCACAUCAUCCCGUGUCCGCGCCACCGACUGCCCAAGUUCAACGCGUCGACGGGGUUGUUGGAGAACUCAGUGACGGAGUGGACGGUGCCUCCGUCGCCGCUGGUGUCGGCGGUGCUCAAAGCCCUGCACCGGCUGCGCCUGGUGGGGAUCAAGACCAACGAGAAAGGCGAGAUCGUCGAGUCGACGAACCUGACGCUGCUGAACUUGUGGCUGCUGUGGAUGGGGCCGAUGAAGGAGAACCGGUUGGCGGUGCAUAUUGUCUUGUUGCAGACGGUGUGCGGGCUGCUUGCGCUGUUUGUGCGGCAUCGCAUGGCGCUGUUGGUAUUUCCGGCUGA